Indicator indicator is the source of this 1482-nucleotide messenger RNA. RefSeq names its product UNC homeobox (gene UNCX). Gene Ontology annotation, molecular function: sequence-specific double-stranded DNA binding; DNA-binding transcription factor activity, RNA polymerase II-specific. NCBI's taxonomy places the organism in Eukaryota, Metazoa, Chordata, Aves, Piciformes, Indicatoridae. Gene Ontology annotation, biological process: regulation of DNA-templated transcription. The transcript has 3 exons. The coding region runs from base 1 to 1482 and encodes 493 amino acids. The record is from RefSeq and is a predicted model, not a curated record.
AUGAUGGACAGCCGCAUCCUGGAGCAUCCCCAUGCCCAGUUCGGGGGGAUGGUGGGUUUCCCUUACCCGCUCGGGCAUCACCACGUCUACGAGCUGGCCGGGCACCAGCUGCAGUCGGCGGCCGCCUCCGUCCCCUUCUCCAUCGAUGGAUUAUUGAGUGGCUCCUGCGCCGCCUCCGUGGUCAACCCGGCGCCGCUCAUCCCCUCGGGCUGCGGGGUGACCGGGGACAGUCAGCCCUUCAAGCUCGCAGACUCGGGUGACCCGGACAAAGAAAGUCCUGGCUGUAAAAGAAGACGAACCCGCACCAAUUUUACUGGCUGGCAGCUCGAGGAGCUGGAAAAGGCGUUUAAUGAGAGUCAUUACCCGGACGUGUUUAUGCGAGAGGCUUUGGCUCUCAGGCUGGACUUGGUGGAGUCCAGAGUGCAGGUCUGGUUCCAAAACCGCCGGGCCAAAUGGAGAAAGAAAGAGAACACGAAGAAGGGCCCGGGGCGGCCGGCUCACAACUCCCACCCCACCACGUGCAGCGGGGAGCCUAUGGACCCCGAGGAGAUCGCCCGUAAGGAGCUGGAGAAGAUGGAGAAGAAGAAGCGCAAGCACGAGAAGAAGCUCCUCAAAAGCCAAAGCCGCCACCUGCACUCGCCCAGCGGCCUCUCCCUCCACAGCACGCCUAGCUCCGACAGCGACAGCGGCGGCGGGGGGGGUCUCUCGCCCGCCCCGCCCGAGGCCAAGCCCCGCGGGCAGCCCCCGCCACCCCACCCGCCACCUCCCGCCGCCGCCGCUCCCCCUUCCGAGCCGCCCCCCGGCACCUGCGACCAGACGGCAGAGCCCUUCUACCCCAGCCAAAGAAGCGGGAGCGGGCGGCUCCAGCGCCCACCUGACAAGGACUGCGCGGCCGCCCCGUCGGGGGACGGCAGCGGGGGAGCGGGGGGGCCCCGCGGUGCUGGCAGCUUCCACAAGCUCAACCCUUUCAGCGUGGAGAGCCUUCUCUCUGACUCGCCCCCCCGCCGCAAAGCCACCCCGGACUUCCCCAGCCUCCCUCCCUGCGCCCCUCGCACACUCAUCGGCAAAGGACACUUCUUGCUCUACCCCAUCACUCAGCCCCUGGGCUUCCUCGUCCCGCAGACCGCCCUCAAGGCCAGCCCAGGCCCAGAGGCUGGUCAGCCCCCCCGGGACUCCCCGCUGCCCGCCGCCAAUCCUGGCCCGCCCGGCUGCAGCGCGGAGCCGGCUCCCGCCGGUGCGCAACCAGGCCCCGGCGCCACGGACUCGGCGGCGGUGGCUGCGACGGGGUCGGUGCUCCCCCCGUCUCCGGCCGGUGCUUCGCCCCGUUCCGCGGCCGCACACGGUGACCCGGCGGCAGCCGCUCCCGCGGAGGGUGGCAGCUUCCCCCGGCCCAAAUCGCCGGUCCGGGCGCGGGAUGCCAGCACAGCCAGGGACAGAUCGGACUGCGGCCCCGCCGACGGCGAGGAGCUGGACAUGGACUGA